GCUCAACGGUCAGACCAACGUUCCAUUUCGCAAAAGAUAGCAGCGCAAGUGAACGCACCAUACCUUCCGGAGUAGCCGCUGUCUUUCGCGAUGGAGAACCAACUGAACGCUCCGGCGGAAUCCCUGGCGACGGAAGAACCCCAACCAGUUUCAGCGUCACCCAGAAACAUGCGUUCGUCGGCGAGCAAGAAACGACAAACGACUGAAGAACCACAAGAAACCACGAUGGACGCGUCACAGGCGACCGUAGAACCACAGGAAACCAUGACUGGCGCACCACAGGCGGCCGUAGAGCCACAGGAAACCACGGCUGCAGUUCCACAUACGGUUGACGAGCCAGAGGAAACCGACACCGCCUUCGUGAUCGCGGACCUCUACGAACUAGGCGCCUACGUUCUUUCUAUCGCUGUCAUAGUCAUCGUCGUCAUUGGCAUCAUCUUAUUCUUCCGCGACUACAGCGUGUUCGACAGGGAACACCCCGUAAACAGGAGCAAGAACUACACCACCCGAAUGUUUAUUUCAGCUACACAAGGAGAACGACCAUGCCACGACUUCUACCAAUACGUCUGCGGCAGCUGGAUCAGGAACCAUAGCUACGGCCCGUCGACCAUCGCUGAAGAACUGCAAGCUAUGGUAUAUAAAGAAGCAGCACUUCAACUCGAGUCCCGCCUCGUCAGCGCUUCCCUGCUAAGCAAGUCUGCUGUCGCCAAGGCAAAUGUGCUCUUUAAGUCUUGCUACUCUAUGGUAAUUGACAGACAAGAGGACCGGAUUGGACUGGCCGAUUUCCUCAAGCCCCGUACGAGCUUCCCUGACAUCAGGCCGAUGAGUACCGAAGAUAUGGUGGACCUUCUAAUCGAACUGUCACUGUCCUACAACAUUCACAUCCUGUUCCGGACCACCAUUUUCGCUGAUCAGGAGCACGAUGGGUUACCAACUCUUCUCUUGACUGAAAAUGACCAACUCGUUGAAUGGCUAAAGAUAAAGGUCAACAUAUCAGCUUCUAACGGAAAGGUGAAACAAUAUAUGACAGCGAUCCUGGGAAGUUUAGAUGCGUUCAACGAACGCGAUGCAGAUGACUUACUGGAGACCAUAGUCCAGAGAGAUAAUAAGGUGAUCCCAAUCGUCGUUCGACACUUCUUGGAGGAUUACGGCGUUUUCUCUGGCACAUUUAAGGACAUGCCGCAAAUCAUUCCUGACAUUGAGGCGGAUGUUUGGGUUGCGGCGGUAAACAAGCAGACGCGACCGUAUUUCACGGUAGACUUGGACAGCACCGUGAAGGUGGAAGGUACCGGCGUGUUUAAGAACAUCGGAAAGCUGCUGACGGCGGUAAACGGAAACGACACAAAGCUACUGCCGACAGUCAUCGCGUGGCAUUUGGUGAGACAGCUGGCCCACAGAGCGUCCUACCGUACAAUGUCGGUGCUGUUCCAGUCUUUUGACAUACUCUACGACUACUGCUUCGAGGAGACGCUGCACCUAAUGCCGCUCGCGGCAGGAACACCUUUCGCGCUAAAGUCUCCAACGUCCCGCACAAGAUCCGUGGCUGCGGACAUAGUCGAAGACAUCAGAGGCUCCAUGGGAGACUUUCUCCAGAGAGCCACAUGGUUGGACGAUGAAAGUCGCAGAAAGGCACUCUUGAAAUUGAACAACAUCCAGGAGGUCCUUGUGCAACCAGAUGUGGCCUUCAACGAGACUGCACUCGACAUCUACUACGAAAACUUUACGGUGCAUAAGACAUACUUCGAGACGUGGCUGCACGCGACAAGAGCAGCAGCACAGAGGAAAAUGGCUUCCUUGGUCGUCAAGCCGAGAUUCUACACCCAUGAGUUUAACCCCCUCAUGGAGAAAGCGUUCUACAUUCAUCACUUCAACACCAUCUUCCUUCCGAGUGGUAUUCUGCGGGAUCCUUACGUCGACGAGGUCUCUCCCCCAGGCAUGAACUUUGGCGGUCUCGGCCACCUCUUGGGCCACGAGAUCAUGCACGCCUUUGACGACAUCGGCAAAGAAUGGGACGAAGACGGGCACAUUAACACCUGGUGGACUCACUUUGUCGAGGACGAGUACUUCAAGAGAGUUGAUUGUCUGGAGCGCGUGUACCAGUUCGAGUCGUCCUCCCCGACGGCUCAAGUUAUCGCCGACUUCGCUUCGCUUCCUGUUGUAUACGCGGCGUUCUCGAACAAAACGUCUCAAAGCGUUCACCAUCAUCUGGAGUACGAGAGGAAUUUCACCGAGAGACAGAUAUUUUUCAUGAACUAUUGCUUCAAGAAGUGCUCUAGGAUUGCUGAAGUUAAGGACGGCUAUUCGACCGUGAGGGAGAGGUGCAACUCCUUGCUUAGAAACUUUCGCCCGUUUGCGGACGCCUUCGGGUGCAAGGCACAAGAAGCCAUGAACGCGGGAAAGCGGUGCGAGUUCUGGUUGAUACCGUAGGUGUAACCAAACAGAAGUAACCCAAAUACCACUAAUUCAGAAUAGGCGUAAUUAAAUUU
Molecule: messenger RNA, 2486 nt
Organism: Ornithodoros turicata
Lineage: Eukaryota; Metazoa; Arthropoda; Arachnida; Ixodida; Argasidae
Product: membrane metallo-endopeptidase-like 1
Exons: 2
Coding region: 91-2427 (778 amino acids)
Biological process (GO): protein processing
Cellular component (GO): plasma membrane
Molecular function (GO): metalloendopeptidase activity
Source: RefSeq, a predicted model, not a curated record